AUGGACGACACGUUCGACAGCGGCAAGCGCGGCCAAGUCGGAAGCAGCACGUCAGUCGAGAUUGCAGAUGUCGACAAAGCGACCGACGGUGCAUACAGAGAUGACUACAGCAACCAAGACGAGGACGACGGCAUGACUGAGCAACCGGCGGUGCCAGUCUCUACGAACGAGCGACCUCAAUUGCAACAACGCCAGUCUUCGCGUCGCCAGCCCCAGCAGUCGCGGCAACCUAACGUCGAGUACCCAUUGAAGUCCAAGCGUCAUUCUCGGACGCGCUCGCUCAAACUUCUGUCGGAGCCACCUGUGGAGAAGCGAUACGGACGCGUGGGUCGUGCAAGUGCAACAAGUUCGACGCCAGCACCAGCUUCAAGGUAA
Molecule: messenger RNA, 375 nt
Organism: Hyaloperonospora brassicae
Lineage: Eukaryota; Oomycota; Peronosporomycetes; Peronosporales; Peronosporaceae
Source: the annotation of a GenBank genome assembly